UUUAACAGAGGCUUCUGUAAUAUUUUUUAGUUGUUUACGUCGAUUGGUUUUUAUUUAUUUAUUUAAAAUGGCAGCUUUGCUGCUCAUGCGUGCCUGCAGAAGGCCAACAAUAGCUGGGACAUAUAACUAUAUUUAUCCAGUUACGGCAACUGCAAACAACACGUACAAUCAUCGCCUUGCGUCAACAGAAGCGGCAAGCGCUGCUGCUCAAUUGGCAAACGCCGGUGGAUUGGUGGGAUUCUGGCAGACUUUGUCCAACAGCACGCCAGUGGCCUAUAUGCAAGAUGUGCUUAUUAAAAUACAUGACUACAGUGGCUUGCCUUGGUGGGCAUCCAUCGUCCUGUCGACAUUCCUCUUCCGAAGUGUUGUUACCCUGCCACUGACCAUUUACCAGCAUAAGAUCACAGCCAGAAUCGAGAAAAUAGCAUUAGAGAUGCCCGCCAUUGUAGAGGAACUAAAAAAAGAGGCGGCCAUAGCUAAGCAAAAAUUCAAGUGGAGCGAAAAGCAGACGCAGAUCGUUUACCGACGUUCGAUCAAGAAGCAGUGGCAGAAAUUGAUAGUCCGGGAUAACUGUCAUCCCAUGAAGACCAUGAUUGUGCUGUGGGGCCAGAUUCCCUUGUGGAUCUUUCAGUCGGUAGCGCUCCGAAAUUUAGUCUACAUGCUGCCAGAUCCCAUGUCUAUUCAAGCUCAAAUUGUAACCACCGAAAUGACGAUUGGUGGUUUUGGUUGGAUACCGAAUCUGACAGUGGUGGACAAUUCAUAUAUCCUGCCCGUAACCUUAGGUCUCAUCAAUUUGGCCAUCAUCGAAGUGCAAUCCAUGUCCAGAACGCGUCCUGCCACCCGCUUUCAGAGCAUAGCCAACAAUGUUUUCCGCGGUCUGAGUGUUGUAAUGGUUCCAGUCGCCUGUACUGUGCCCUCAGCUUUGUGUGUUUACUGGGUAGCAUCAAGUAGUUUCGGCCUUGCGCAAAAUCUUCUGAUCCUCUCACCGGAUGUGCGACGAUCUGUGGGAAUUCCCAAGACGCAAACAGAACUAAGCCAGCCGUACGAUUUGAUCUGGCAAAAAAUACAGCAGAGACUUCGACUGGUCGAGGGGCCACCGGCUGAUAAGCCAGCAGCCAAAUGAUCUAGUCCCAUAGACAUAAUCGCUUAGUUUUAUUUAGGUAAGAAGUUGAGUUUGUUUUAUGGUUUAUAUAAAUAUAGACAACCCUUAAAUGCAACUGCGCCACUGUAAAUCAUCAUCAUCAUAAUGAUCAUCAUCUCGAUUUCUCUGAAGCAAAUAAACGAGUGAAAACCCCCAAAA
Messenger RNA from Drosophila eugracilis, 1300 nucleotides. Its product is annotated as cytochrome c oxidase assembly protein COX18, mitochondrial. The transcript has 2 exons. Gene Ontology annotation, cellular component: mitochondrial inner membrane. The record is from RefSeq and is a predicted model, not a curated record. Gene Ontology annotation, molecular function: membrane insertase activity. Gene Ontology annotation, biological process: mitochondrial respiratory chain complex IV assembly; protein insertion into mitochondrial inner membrane from matrix. The coding region runs from base 68 to 1123 and encodes 351 amino acids. Lineage: Eukaryota; Metazoa; Arthropoda; Insecta; Diptera; Drosophilidae.